CCCUGAUGGGGGUGCCUGUCCAAGCCCACCAAGGUCUGACUGGCCUAGAACUGGCUGAACCCAGGCUGGAGGAGUGAUGUGCUGGCCGCGGGCAUGGGGCCAAAUCCUCUUGCCAGUUUUCCUCUCCCUCUUUCUCAUUCAGCUGCUUAUCAGCUUCUCAGAGAAUCACUUUUCCCAAAUCUCCAGACAGAGGGGCAAGCAGAGACCAAAAUCUCUGGAUGAUGCGUGUGCUGUAAAGAAAAAUUGUCAAUUGUGCACAGAAGAUAAAAAAUGUUUUUGGUGCAGUGAAGAAAGGGCUUGCAAAAAAAUGUGUUUUCCAUAUUUUGGGUGUCGAUUCAUUUCUGUGUAUUGGUUAAACUAUAGAAUUGACAUAUUUGGAUUCCUGAUGCUUCUAUUUGUCAUAAUAUUAAUUACAGGGCUCAUUUGGUAUUAUUCUCCGGUCUGCAUUGCUGGAAGAUCACACACAGUUUAUAUUCACCGUGGGACUAUAGCUGCUGAAUAUGAUGAAUAGAUAACUGAAAAAGACAGAUCUUCCAGAGUGAGAAAGAGGGAGUUUCUUCAAUGGCCUUCCAGUACCAUGUUGAUUGAAAGUGGCGGGGGCGCCUGGGUGGCUCAGUCAGUUAAGCGGCCGUCUUCGGCUCGGGUCAUGAUUUUGCGGUCCGUGAGUUCCAGCCCCGCGUCGGGCUCUGUGCUGACAGCUCAGAGCCUGGAGCCUGUUUCAGAUUCUGUGUCUCCCUCUCUCUGACCCUCCCCUGUUCAUGCUCUGUCUCUCCCUGUCUCAAAAAUAAAUAAACAUGAAAAAAAAUUUUUUUAAGUGGCAAAAGGGGAUAUCCUUGUGUUGUUCCUGAUCUUAGAGGAAAAUCUUUUGACUUAUCAUUGUUGAACAUGAUGUUAGCUGUGGGUUUAUUAUAUACAGCCUUUAUUAUGUUGAGGUACAUUCCUUCUAUAUCUGGUUUUCUGAAAGAGUUUUUUUUUUUAAUCAUCAGUGGAUAUUGAAUUUUGUCAAGUGCUUUUCUGCAUCUAUUGAAAUGAUCAUAUGAUUUUUACCCUUCAUUUUGUUAAUGUGGUAUAUCAUGUAUGUUAGGAUCAAGUGGUAUUUAUUCCAAAAAUGUAAGAUAAUUGCAAUAUCUGCAAAUAAAUCUUUCAUUUCUGUUUGUUUAGGUCACCAUAUAUCCCAAUUUUCCCAGGACUGUUCUACUUUAUACCUGCUGUCUUGAGGUAAAUAAGAGUAGAACUCCCUCAAUAAGCACAUGAAAACAUGUUCACCAUCAUUAGUCAUUAGGAGAAUGCAAAUUAAAGCCAAAAUGAGAUGCCAUGACACACUCACUAGAAUGGCUCAAAUUAUAAACACUGAUCAUACCAAUUGUUGCUGAAUAUGAAGAUGUAGAGAAACUAUACUUUUAAUACAUUGCUGUAAAGAAUAUAAAAUGGUGUGACUACUUUGGAAAAUUAUCUGAUAGUUUCUUAAAAACUUAAACACACCUACCAUAUCACCCAGCCAUUUUAUGCCUAGAUGUUUACAUAUGAAAAAUGAAUACAUAUGCCGAUACCAAUACUUCUGCAUGAAUGUUCAUAGGAGUUUUAUUUGUAAUAACUCCAAACUGGAAACCCAAAUGUUCAUCAAUAAGAGAAUAGACAAAUUAUAGUAUAGCCGUACGGUGGAACACUACUCAGAAACAAAUAGGAAGAAACUAUUGAUUCACAAAACAUGUAAGAAUCUCUUUGUAAAAGAAGUCAAACAAAAAAGGACAUAGUAUAUGAUUCUGUUUAUAUAAAAGUUUAAAAAAGCAAACUUGUGAUCAAAAUGAGAUCAGUGGUUGCCUGGGGUUAGAAAAGGGAGAUGAAAGGAGAGAUUACAAAGUGGCACAAGGACUUUUGAAGAUGUUUAUUAUCUUGACUGUGGCAAUAAUUUCACAAGUAUAUGUCAAAACUUACCAAACUGUACAAUUAAAUAGGUGAAGUUUAUUAUGUAUCAAUUAUACCUCAAUUACACAUUUUAAAAAAUGUCACCUUUCACUCUCAAAGGUAUUUCAGCUUGAAUGUUGGUAAUAUUCUUUCUUAAUCUGGAUGCUGAUUUCAUAGAUUUUUAACUUGGAUAUUGGUUUCAUAGAUUUAUUCAGUUUGUGACAAUUCACUUACAGUCAUGUGUACUUUUCUUCAUAUAUGUUAUACUUCAAUCAAAACAUCUUCUCCCCCCUUGGGGCACCUGGGUGGCUCAGUCAGUUAAGCGUCUGACUUCAGCUCAGGUCAUGAUCUCAUGGUUCGUGAAUUUGAGCCCCACACUGGGCUCUGUGCUGACAGCUCAGAGCCUGGAGCCUGCUUUGGAUUUUGUGUCUCCCUCUCUCUCUGCCCCUCCCCUGCUUGCACUCUGUCUCUCUCUCUCUCUUAAAAACAAACAUUUAAAAAAUUAAAAAAAAAACAAAUCUUCCCCCCAAGAAAGCCUGAAAGAUUCCCUGAAGAAAAACAUGCAAGAAAUACUCCAGUUGGACAGUAAAUUAUAGGAUGACCCUAUCCUUUGUAUUUUUAUUUUUAUAAUUCCAACAAAAAGAAAACUAAGAUUUAGAAACAAUCUACAAAAAGGCAUAAAAAUGGUAAAUAUUUCUAUGGAGACUUAGCUAGUUUUUUCUUUCCUGAAAAAUGUAUGUGAAAGAACUGGCCUAUCUUUAAUGAAGGAUUAUUAUGUUAAAAAAUAAUCAUCUUAUUUAUGAUCAUCUCAUAAAUUUAUGUCAUAAUUCAUGAUUAUUCACAUUAGACUCCUUCAGAGCUAAAGAAUAAUACUCAUUUCAAUAUUCCAGCAAGUUUUGGGACUCAAAGCAACUGAUCCUUUUCAGUUAGUUCAGUGGUACCAAUAUGGUCUUUGGGACAAGAAGCUAUAGUGGAUUUUAAGGAAAAAAAAGACCUUCUAGUGGAGAAUGUAAUUUGGAUUAUGGAAUGAAAUGACCAGUAGAAGAUAGUAAUAUAUUGAGAUACAAUGAAAAAAAAUCCAUGCUUUGAAGGGGAUUUUUAUGUAUUUUAGUGCCAGCAACUCAGUGGAAAUCUUUUCUCUGUGGAAGAUUUUUUUAUUACCAGGAUAAAAAGAAAGAAACAAACAAAUCUUUGAUAUUAAGUAGCAAUUUAGUUAGAAAUUGAUUAAUAAAAAAUAAUAAACUGGCUUUUAAGUAAUAUGGCUUAUAGCAUUUUAAUAAACACUCCUCAAAGAUUGUUACAUUAAUAUGAUGCUUUACACACAGUAGGCCGUCAAAGUGGUGUAGACUAAUUUUGAUUCAUAGCCAGUUCAGGAGAAGCAGAAGGAGGGAGAAAGUAGUAAGACAGAUAGGAAAGAAGAAAAAAAAAUAGGCAUAGUAGAGCAAGAAAUAGCAAAGAAAUUCCCUGUAGGUUUCUAAAAUAAAUCAUUUUCAAUUAUCUUCAGCUGUUACUUGAGGCUCUGAGCUACUUGCAGAGUGUAAAUGAUUCUACUGGUUGCCUAUUCAGUAUCUAUUUUCCCUAUAAAUAUAUGUUAAAAUAACCGAUUUUGUUCAAAUAGCUGUCCUUUAUGUGGCCAUUUCCUCAAGAGACACUGCUCCAAUGCCCAGCCCCAGAGAGUAAAUCCUAACUGGUCUAGGGCAUUCUUACCUUCAUUGCCAAUAAUUGCUUUAGAAAGGACACAUGACCCAGUUCUGACCAAUUAGAAAUGAGAAGUCUACUGGAAGUUUCUAGGAAAGGGUUUCUUACUCUUACAUAGGACAAAAAAGACAGCUUUCUCUUUUUCAGCUGGGCAAUAUUAUAUCUAGAUGUGAUUCCCAGAGCUGCUUCCACUACUUUCCUAUCAUGAGACAAACAAGUCUGGAAAAAGUUGAUACUUAGAGAAGAGCAAACCUGAACAUUGGAAAGAACCUAGGUCCUUGAUGAUGUCAUUGAGCCACUAAAUGAUCCAGCCUGGGGUUGCUACUAACCAGCCAAAUGAUCUUGAAGAUGGAUGCGGGCCUCAGUUUUCUCAACUAUAAAAUGAGGAAGAUGAAUUUUUGACUUGAUCCUUCUGGGACCUUCAGCUCUAUUAUCAUCCCAUGGUUCUCACAAUCUAUAAACCAUUUCACUAAAGUUACUCAACACUUCUUGCUGGUGAAAAUAUAUAACCCAGAGAAUGCAAACCUCAGUGAACUCUGACAUGUUUUUUUUUUCAAUGUAUUUCUAGAAACAUGAGUUUUAGAAGUUGCCUAGGGCCAAGCUAUUAAAAGAUUUCCAAACAUUCCAAAUAUCAAAAGCUGAUAUGUGCUCAGUAUUGACAUGAUCGAAGAAAUAAUUGGUAAGAAACUCAAGUAAGUGCUGAAUAGCAGAGCUUAGGCAGGCAUUCCCAACGUUCCUGUUAUUAUAUUGAUCACAAUAUAAAAAAAGAGAUGGGCCAUGCCAGGCCAUCUCACCUCACUCACUUUUCUUUGGGCCAUUCAUUAUACCUUCAUAUUAGUUUUAUGUAACUUGGUGAUUUUCAUGCUACCUUGACUUUACGAUUUUGAAUUUCCACAGAAAUGAGAUGAAAUGGAUUUGUCUUUUGCACCAGGAGGUCACAGGGACCAUUCUACCUCUUUUACUUUCUGCAGUGUUGUUGCUACUACCUGUUAACUUGUAUCUAGUGUUUCAAAGCCAUUUUCUCUUGGUCUGAGUUUGUUCACAUUUCAGAAUUGCCUGACCUUUCAAUAACUUACUAUUAUUUUCAAGGCAAAAGAAAAAGGGAUUUUGCAUCAAAUGGGGUUUUAAGCUAAAUGAAAUGCAAGGCCUAACCCACUAUGAGAAUUCCUGAAAAAUAAACAUUUUCCCCAAUGGAAUUUUUUUUUCUGUUUUCAAAAACAACUAUCAAUGUUUGCAAGUUAUGAUUGAAAAUAAAGUUUUUAAGUAUUAAUCCCUCUGAAGCGUGCCAUAUGUGUAGGCAAAGAAGUGGUGAUUUUCAUGUCUUGGGAUGUUCCCAUUAGUCCAACACCUGUGCUUGAAAGGCCUGCAUAAGGCAGUUAACCUCUGAGAUGGGAUUCUCCUCUGUCUAGAAAAGAUGGAAAAGAUGGAUAAGAGUACUCUUGAAAUAUUUUUCCAGGCUCAAAUUUCUAUGAAUAAUGAUAUGAAAUAGGAAAUUAGCAAAGGCUAGUUUACUUUCUUCCAUAGAAAUCAAAUAUUUAAUGAGUCCCUGUAAUAUACAAGGUACUAUGCUUUUAUUUUAUACAAGAGUUAAAGUGUUAUAGCAGACAAUUAAGCCAAUUGAAAUGUAGACAUCAUCAUAGAAACCCAUAGAAGCAAGUGAUAGAGAUAGUGGUAGGAAGGGGUUGGUAGUAAAUCCUGCAAUUUGUGGCUUAAAUUGUACCUUAGUUCCCCAUCUAUAUAAUGACAGUACUGUACAUUGAAUGCUUUUGCCUAUUAAUAAAAGCUACCUGGCUUAGAAUGUUAUGAAUUAUUGCAGAGCAAAUGUAAACAUGACUUGGGAAUCUUAAAACUGAUAAUACUCUCACAUGAUGCUUUUUAAAAAAUGUUCAAACUCUGUGUUGGUCAUAAUGGUUCUAACAUUGCAAAUAUGACUGUUGAACCACCAGCUUUUCUCUGACCAGAGUCUUCUCAUUGAAAGUAAUGAUAGGGGAAGCCAGACCAUUUCCAUCCUCCUGCCUCAUUUCCUCUCCUUUGUCUUUUCAAAGGAUUCCUUCGAUUCACAGGCAUAAUUCCACCCAUAAUUCUGUCUAAUCAUAAAUUCUGCAGACUGUCUGCAAGCUUUGCAGAGUUAGCUCAUCAUACCAGACCUGAACUCCUGAGCUGUUCCCUCAAACAUCUCUUUUUGACAAGCCUGGAGUCUCUGCUGUGCUUUGGAUGCUUGGCCUUUCCUGAGCUAGAACAUUCUUUCUCCUUUCCUCUUUCCCCUGACUGGCUUGUCCAUGGAUACAGCAGCGUCUGCCUCACUUGUCCUGUUUGCCUUCUCACCUUCCUAACCUAUUAGUAAUGCCUCUCUUCCUAGGAUCAAACAGGUCUUGCCAGGCCAUCCUAUGAAACCAGUCCUCAAUAUCCUAGAACUGAGCACCAGACAGUAUUUUCCAGUAUUAUGGCUGGUCUCCUAGCUUAAACAUCUUCCUCCUUUAAGAAGCAGUCCUAAAUUUGCUUUGAGAUUCACCCUUCACCUAUUUUAGUCAAAUAGACAGGGUGGGCCUCUGUUCUAAGCCCUGUGGGGUUGGAGUUUGAGACCCAAGAUAGCUGAUUGGUUCAGGGGUAGGAAUGUGACCUCAAAUGACCCAAGCAGAAAAACUGGUAGGAUUUCCUCUGGAAGUUGUAGGAUAGUUGCUAUUUUUCUCCUUUGGUUAAAUUUAAACCUGAAAGGUUGUAAGUGAAGCAAGUUUGAUCUUAAUAUUUGCAGGUCACAGAACAAUAGAACAAAUAGAGAUCUGUGUUCUAAACAUAGAACUGUGUGCCUAAAUAACGUAAAGACUAUAAAAUCAAGCACAAUGUUAAAUACAAAUUAUUCUUUUGUCCUGUCUGAAUGAAUUUAUUUUCAAAAUGACCUGUAAGUUCAGGUUCAGAUUUUUAGACCUAGAUUUCUAAUUUGGAACAUGAAAAGAUCACACAUACUUUGGCUUAUCUCCUCAUCUCACUCCUGCCUCAUUUCUGUACCACAAGAGGACUAAGAAGCCAUAUAUGAACACUUCAGCCUGUUCAUCUGAAUCCUGUACACAUCCUCUGGAAACAACUAACUCUUGGACAUAAAGGUGUGCAAAUUGGCACAUUUAGUUCACCCUUAGGUGGAUAGACUCUAGGAAGAGGCCCACAUAGGGCUGAGAAUUAGCUGGGAGAUUUUUGGCAGAGAAUUCUUGUGGCCUCGAGGGAUAUGAGAAGAUUCUAGGGAAGUACAUGCCUUUGGCUCCAGAGGCUCUUUGCACCAUGGGAGGAGCAUGGCUGGAGGAGAGUCAGAGAAGAGCUGUCUAUAGUGCAAGGUCCAGGGGAGGGGAUCCUAUUGUCUCGAUCUAAGGGUAGCACUUAUAUGCAGGAAACCAUCUUACAACCAUGAGGGUAGGACCUGUCUUAGAAUAAAUACAACAUGACAAAGAAUAACAAGCCAAACCAGGAGAUGGAGAUAACAAGGUUAUGGUUAUAUCAUAUGAGACUCCAUAUAAACCACACCUAAAGCCAACCCUUUUCUGGGAGUGUCCAUUUUCUGAGCUGAUUCAUUUGGUUUUUGCUGAAACCAAUUUGGGAUGAGGUUUCUGUUACUUGCCAACUGAAAGAAUCAUGUCUGAUAGAUUUCUUAAUGGUCUUGUGUCAAUGACUCAUGUCUGAGUUGCUCUGCUUCCUAAGACUGUGGGAUUAACCUUGAUCUAACCAAUCUCUGCAAAUAAGAGAGUUCCCCUACCCCCAACACUAUACCCUGGUGGGGCAGGAGUUCCAUGCCUAGGUACCAGUCUGCCUCAUACCUACAGGUAGAAAGGUAGAAAGGAAAUAAGUACUCCUACUCUGAAAACUUGUUCUUCUGUUUAUUGACAGGUUGAAUUCACAAUUUAAGAAGAUGUAUAUUUGUGUACAAACAGUUUUGUUUCCUAGUUCCCAUGUCCAAUGACCUGUCUGAUGUUAGUACCAGUUAAUAAAUGGUCAGCCCAGAAUUCUGGCCCCCUAGCAGAGACUCUAAACCCUAGAAAUGAACUUCUUGAGGUCAUAUGGUACACUACAUGAUAAUACAUAGAAGGAAAGAAGGAAGGAAGGAAAUAAAAUACAGUACUUUAUAGUUUCAGUUGAUGCAUCCCUAUUUUCCCUAUGAAACUAUGCCCCAAUGAAAUGUGUGAUUUUUUUAACCAAGAAAAUGUUGAGCAUAGGGUCAUGAAUGUAGAUUUUUAAAAGUGAUUAUAAUAACAUAAACUUUUCAGGAUUUUAGCACAACUACAACUAAUCCCUAGUUAUCUAAGAGACAAUGUCCCCUGUUCCCAUAGAUGGAGGAUGUGUCUGCUCUAUUUGUACACAUGCCUUACCACCACCCCAUUCACCACUGGCCAUGUAAAGGAAGGGACCAGGAGAAGGAAUAAAAUUGAUGAGCAAAGGAGCAUAGAUGAGAGAUCAAGAUGAAAGAGCAGAGAGAGACUUGCACACACAAAGCAAGAGUGACGGCCAAGACUCUUCACAGCUCUCAGUUGCUAGUUCUACUCUCACCUGAGGCCCCGCCCACCCCUCCCCCCCCAGUUCUUGCCUAUUAGCUCAGAGAAAUUCCCUGUAGACCUCCAAUAAAAUAUAGGUUUUUUUCCUUUUUAGGCUAGCUCCAAUAGUUUUUUUCUAUUUCAAAUGGAAAUUCUUAACAAACGUAUGAUUUAUAAAAGUUUGUCUUCUAAUUUGUGUGUAGUCAUGGAUUUUCAGCUCAUUAAACUCUAAAGAAAUUCUUAAGAGUGACUUGUUUUGGUCUGAGUAUAUCCUGAAAUUCUGCAAUUAUUGUCACUUACACAAGAAUUUCCUCUUGAAUAAGAAAGUAAAAGAAUGUCCUAUUUAAAGUAGUCAUUUUUGCUGUGGUGUAAUUUGCAAUGUUCAUAGGAUUUUAAAAUAAAGAUCUUUCCCCUG
Messenger RNA from Acinonyx jubatus (cheetah), 8532 nucleotides. RefSeq names its product PTTG1IP family member 2 (gene PTTG1IP2). The transcript has 7 exons. The coding region runs from base 77 to 511 and encodes 144 amino acids. NCBI's taxonomy places the organism in Eukaryota, Metazoa, Chordata, Mammalia, Carnivora, Felidae. The record is from RefSeq and is a predicted model, not a curated record.